Messenger RNA from Carassius auratus (goldfish), 2079 nucleotides. Its product is annotated as RPE-retinal G protein-coupled receptor-like. The coding region runs from base 610 to 1485 and encodes 291 amino acids. NCBI's taxonomy places the organism in Eukaryota, Metazoa, Chordata, Actinopteri, Cypriniformes, Cyprinidae. Gene Ontology annotation, molecular function: G protein-coupled receptor activity. Gene Ontology annotation, biological process: phototransduction; G protein-coupled receptor signaling pathway; visual perception. The transcript has 7 exons. The record is from RefSeq and is a predicted model, not a curated record. Gene Ontology annotation, cellular component: membrane.
AUUUUAUAGUUUACUGUUAAAGUUAUUCUUUAAGAGACACUUCUCUCAAAGGAUCCGGGGAAACAACACGUGACUGCUCCUGAGGAGAAAGCACAAAUGCUGAACACUGAAGUGUGGUACAGUGUAUGUAUGUUAUUACCCAAGAAUUCGUUUCCUAAUUACAGCCGUGUGCACUGGGACCUAGUGCAGUCAGAUCACCACAUUAUACCUCAAACAUUCUGUGAUGUUACUUGGUUUUCACUUCUAAUAUCAUGGCAACGAUUUAAUUUCAUUCAGAAUAUACAUUUUUCAAACAUAACACAAUAAAAGUUAAUUAAAUCAAUGUGUUUUAAGAUGAACAGGACAACCAAUUAUAAUUAUAAUUACCAAUUAUAAUACAAUUUUGUAUAAGCAUGCACUGUUAUUUGUCAGAGAGUUGUAUAUGGAGGACUGUGAUCUGAGGUCGAGCGAGCGAUGCGGAUCUGAUUUCACAAACUUUUGUGGUAUUAAAACAUUCUUGCAGGGAUUUCAGACUAGGCUUUAAAUCUCACACGUGCUUUCAGAAGGAAUAAACACAUAUAAAGUCUCGCUCUGUAACACAGCGCUCAGCAGUGAGAAGUGUCUUGGACAAUGGCUUUAUACGUGUUACCGGAGGGAUUUAGUGAUUUUGACAUGUUCGCCUUCGGCUCUGUGCUGCUGGUGGGCGGUCUUCUUGGUUUCUUUCUUAAUUUAAUCUCGAUCAUGGCGUUCCUCAGAAUCCGGGAGAUGCAGACGCCCAAUAACUUCUUCAUCUUUAACCUGGCCGUGGCCGACCUGAGCCUCAAUAUUAACUGUUUAGUGGCUGCUUACGCCAGUUACCUGAGAUACUGGCCGUUUGGGUCGGAGGGCUGCCAGAUUCACGCUUUUCAGGGAAUGGUGUCGAUCCUCGCCGCCGUCUGUUUUCUGGCUGCCAUUGCUUGGGACAGAUAUCAUCAGUACUGUACGAAGCAGAAGAUGUUCUGGAGCACGUCUGUGACCAUCAGCACCAUCAUCUGGAUCCUGGCCGUGUUCUGGGCGCUCCUGCCGCUGCCGGCCAUUGGAUGGGGCGUCUUUGACUUUGAGCCGAUGAAAACGUGCUGUACGCUCGACUACACACAAGGAGACCGGAGUUACAUCACCUACAUGGUGUCCAUCACUGUACUGUAUUUAGCAUUCCCGGUUAUGGUUUUGCAGUCGUCCUACAGUUCCAUCUAUGCUUAUUUCAAAAAGACACGCCACUUUAAGUUUAACACAGGGUUACCUCUGAAAGCGCUGCUGUUCUGCUGGGGUCCGUAUCUUCUUCUGUGCACAUACGCCUGCUUCGAGAACGUUAGCCUCAUUUCACCAAAGCUCAGAAUGGUUCUUUCAGUGCUUGCCAAGACAUCUCCGAUCUUCCACGCCGUCCUGUACGCGUUCGGGAACGAGUUCUACCGUGGAGGAAUCUGGCAGUUCCUCACCGGGCAGAAAUCUGCAGACAAAAAGAAAUAGUGAAUGAGCUUUAGCCAUGUAAUGUUGUAUUCAGACGAGUCUGCAAGAAUUUACACGUGAUGUGACUGUAAUUCAUGUCAAAUCAGUGCCUAACACAUUUGGAGAUAUUUGUCCAGAAUUUCUCAAAGUGAUUAUAGAAGACGGACAUAUGAAGCCUUAUUUCAGUUCUCUGCAGUGUGAGAGAUCACUUACACAGUUCAUUUAGGACACAAUCAUUUAACCAUUUCAUUGUUCUUGCCUUACUGUUGCUGUUGAUCAGUGCAAGAGAAUCUAAUAUUCAUGUGUAAAUCUGUAAGUAACCCUAACUUGAAACCAGUGAGGGAACUGCUAAAAACAAAAGGGCUUUUCAUUGUUUAUCCACAGAAUAAACCGUGAGGCACAAGACAGUUUGUGACGGUUCUUUAGAUGUUCAGAAGGAGACUGAUGAAGGCUAAAUAACUCCAAUAGAAUCUCUCAUCAAGGACUGGAUUGCAGAUAUUCAUCGUCACUGGUUUAGACUUUAGAAAAUGCCCUGAUUCCUCGGUGUGUGUGUGUGUGUGUGCGUGGGUGCAUGUGUGUGUGUGUGUGUGUGUGUGUGGGUGCGUGUGUGUGUGU